AUGUUCCCAUAUCCAUAUUCUGAAUUCGGGUAUUUUCCUAAAUUAAGGGGUUUUACAAGAUCAGGGUUAGGACCUAUAGGAAUAGAUGCGGCACGGCACGCAGCGUUGCUUGUGCGCGUGCUUGUCACUGCGCCUUGCCAACAAACUGGGAAGCCAAGGCACGGACUGUGUCCGGGGCAGCGCAGUGCCGUUCAGUUCUACCUGCCAUCAGCCCUGCUCCGUGGUGCUACAUGCGUCGCAUUCUUUGCGGCAUUCUUUCCUUUUCAGGCUUACUCCGGCUACCCAGACAUGUCGAGCUGGCGCUGCUUCCACAGUUGGCGCCUUAAUUAUGGGUCGGGUCUGGGGUGCCGAGAGAUUGCGACGGCCUUUCCUAGAGAAGUGGACUGCCGUGCACUCAAAGGCUUUACGAUGAUGAAAGCUGUUUUUGCGGAGAAUGGCUUCUGCACAGGGGCAGUUGACUGUGAAUGGCUGCGCUCUCAAUUUCUUGGUUGGCCAGCCUCGUGGCCCUUUGAUACCCCGGGCAGAGAAUUCCCCGACAAGGAAAGUGGCAGCCCCGACUUCUAUUGGUCCCGAUGCCGGUACUGCGUGGAGCGCUUUAGCUGCUUGUCCGAGAUCACACCCGAAGACUUCCGCGGUUGGUGCGCGGGUGCAAGGAACGACACCCUCAACCCUGGCUUCUCCCAGGAAGCCUUCUUCCUGCAGCACUAUGGGAAUGGAAACAUGACGCAGAACACCGUUCGUGCAGCCUUCGCGGGCUGCGUCUUAAAAAGUGAGGCAGCCUCCAUUGGGCAGCUGUCGUCAUGGAAGCUGGCAACACAGUGCCUUCUCUACUUUCCAGCGGUGGCACUGGUAGUAUGGCUCUCACUCAGCUUUUCCCUACCUCACCUUUGGAGAGAGAGAGAGAGAGGGGCUCUACACAUUGUGGUCCGUGCCUCCAGACGACACCUUGGCGCGGGUCAUCGAGCAAAAGGCAGUGGAACUGCGAAGGCAGAUGAAGCGGGGCGAUACCAAGCCCAGUACGAUGGACCGAGUUCGUCUUUACCAGGACCAACUCAUGGUGAGUCUAGAACAGGAGAUGGAGCGAAGUAA
This is a messenger RNA of Symbiodinium natans, 1089 nucleotides long. The record is from the annotation of a GenBank genome assembly. NCBI's taxonomy places the organism in Eukaryota, Dinophyceae, Suessiales, Symbiodiniaceae.